This is a messenger RNA of Juglans microcarpa x Juglans regia, 1215 nucleotides long. Its product is annotated as protein SRG1-like. NCBI's taxonomy places the organism in Eukaryota, Viridiplantae, Streptophyta, Magnoliopsida, Fagales, Juglandaceae. The coding region runs from base 112 to 1128 and encodes 338 amino acids. The record is from RefSeq and is a predicted model, not a curated record. The transcript is spliced from 5 exons.
GACAAAAAGAACCACCCUUUGGAUUUUGCCUUUGAAAUACAUAUUCUCUAGUGUUGAAGUCAGUCAGAUGAACAGAACCUAAACAUACAGCCUGCUUCAUCACAAGGUGAUAUGGCCGAAUCUGUCCAAGAACUGGUCAUCAAUGGCGAAGAACUUCCAGAGAAAUUUAUUCACAAGGAUGGUGACGGUGGAGUCUUGGAUGUUCCAUUGAUGGAGGUUCCUGUUGUCGAUCUUAGCCUGCUCACUUCUUCGUUGACCAGCAGAGAGGAGCUGGAGAAACUUCGAUCCGCUCUAAGCUCUUGGGGCUGCUUUCAGGCAAUAAACCAUGGCAUAACAAGUUCAUUCCUAGACAAAGUUCGUGAAGUAACGAAACAAUUUUUCGCACUUCCAGUGGGAGAGAAGCAAAAGUACUCCAGAGAAGUUGAUGAAAUUGAAGGGUAUGGAAAUGACAUGAUCCUUUCAGCACAACAAAUACUCGAUUGGUCUGACCGCUUGUAUCUUACUGUAAAUCCAGAAGACCAGCGAAGGCUGAAGUUUUGGCCUGAAAUUCCUCAAGAUUUUAGGGACCUUCUUCAUGAUUAUACCCUCAAGAUGAAAAUGAUAAAUGAAGUAGUGCUUAAGGCCAUGUCUAGGUCGCUGAACUUAGAGGAUAACUGCUUUUUGGACCAAUAUGGAAAACGACCAACAAUGACUGCAAGAUUUAACUACUACCCAAAAUGUCCAAGGCCAGAUCUCGUUCUUGGUGUCAAACCACAUGCAGAUGGAUCAGUAAUCACCAUUCUCUUGCAAGACAAAGAAGUGGAAGGUCUUCAAUUCCAGAAAGAUAAUCAAUGGAAUAAAGUUCCAAUCAUUCCUGAAGCUCUUCUCAUUAAUGUUGGUGAUCAAGUAGAGAUAAUGAGUAAUGGAAUAUUCACGAGCCCACUACAUAGGGUGGUGACAAACUCAGAAAGGGAGAGGAUUUCUUUGGCUGUUUUCUGUAUUCCAGAAUCAGAAAAAGAGAUUCAACCGGUUGAUGGGCUGGUCAACAAGUCACGGCCAAGAUUAUACAAGAACGUGAAAAAUUAUGUAGAUAUCUACUUCCAGAACUACCAGCAAGGUAAGAGGCCAAUUGAUGCAGCCAAAAUUUAAUUUCUGUUAUGAAAAUCUUUAGUGGUUUGUAAGCAAAGAUGAUUGAAAGAAUUUUUCAAUGGACAUAAUGGCAACAGCUUGGUUAUA